GGCACCAUCGCAAUUUUACGUCACAUUCGAACCUCUCGAGGUCGCGCGUUUUCUGCUCGUCACCGUUCGCGUUGCUUCUGUCGGCGAUCGCGAGAUAUCACCGAAGGAUUAACUCGCUGAUUACGCGCGUGAUAAUAGUUUUCGUGAAAAGAAAAGAGAUUCCGAGAUGCAACCUCAAAUAAUCCUGCUGAAGGAGGGCACAGAUGCGUCCCAGGGAAAACAACAAGUGAUAUCCAAUAUAAAUGCAUGCCAGAUCGUUGCGGAUGCUGUUAGGACCACCCUGGGCCCUCGCGGCAUGGACAAGCUCAUAGUUGAUCAAAAUGGGAAGAGCACCAUUUCCAACGAUGGUGCUACCAUUCUGAAAUUGUUGGACAUUAUUCAUCCUGCUGCAAAGACUCUAGUGGACAUUGCCAAGUCGCAAGAUGCAGAGGUUGGAGACGGCACAACUAGUGUAGUUUUGCUAGCAGGAGAAUUCUUGAAACAGAUGAAACCGUUUAUAGAGGAGGGUGUCCACUCACGUAUAAUUAUUAAGGCUCUCCGUCGCGCUCUUCAGAUAGCUAAAGUUAAAAUUAAUGAGUUAAGUGUCAAAAUAGAUAAAAGUGACAUGAGCAAACAGAUUGAGCUCCUAGAGGAAUGUGCGGCCACGUCCAUGAGCUCAAAGCUGAUACACCAACAGAAAAAACAUUUCAGCCAGUUGGUCGUCAAGGCUGUCAUGAUGCUAGAUGAAUUACUCCCUCUCAACAUGAUCGGUAUUAAAAAGAUUUCUGGAGGCGCGUUAGAGGAUUCAGAGCUGAUCCAAGGAGUGGCCUUUAAAAAGACUUUCUCUUACGCCGGAUUCGAGAUGCAACCGAAAAAGUACGAGCAAUGCAAGAUCGCGUUGCUGAAUAUCGAGCUGGAACUAAAAGCCGAGCGAGAUAACGCAGAAGUGCGCGUGGACAAUGUGGCAGAGUAUCAAAAGAUCGUCGAUGCCGAGUGGCAGAUUCUCUACGAUAAGCUCGAACAGAUUCACAAGAGCGGCGCGAAGGUAGUGCUCUCCUCAUUGCCGAUUGGCGACGUCGCAACACAGUAUUUCGCGGACAGGGAUAUGUUCUGCGCCGGUAGGGUACCCGAUGAGGAUCUCAAGAGAACAAUGAAGGCAUGCGGUGGUGCGAUUCUAACCACCGUGCAUGACAUCAAGGUGUCUGAUCUUGGAAGAUGUCAGACCUUUGAGGAGAAGCAGAUUGGCGGCGAGAGAUUUAACAUCUUCUACGAGUGCUCGCGGGCGAAGACAUGUACAUUUAUCCUACGUGGAGGCGCGGAACAAUUUCUAGAAGAGACGGAGAGGUCUCUUCAUGACGCGAUCAUGGUCGUCCGACGAAUGGUGAAGAAUGACGCGGUGGUCGCCGGCGGUGGUGCCAUCGAGAUGGAAAUCUCUAAGACUCUGCGCGAUUAUUCGCGCACCAUCGCUGGCAAAGAGCAGCUCUUGAUAGGAGCGAUCGCGAGAGCUCUCGAAGUCAUUCCGAGACAAUUGUGCGAUAACGCCGGAUUUGACGCGACGAAUAUCUUGAAUAAGUUGCGCCAGAAGCAUCACAAGGGCUUGCAGUGGUACGGCGUCGAUAUAAAUUCGGAGGAUAUCGCGGAUAACAUGCAAUGUUGCGUCUGGGAGCCAGCGAUAGUGAAGAUCAACGCGUUGACGGCUGCCACGGAGGCCGCCUGCCUCAUUCUCUCUGUCGAUGAGACUAUUAGGAAUCCCAAGAGCAGCCAGGAUUCUCCGCAACCGCCUAUGGGACGCGGCAUGGGCAGACCAAUGUAAUCCUGUCUCGAUGUCAUCAGGCUUAAUAAUACAAGAGAACUACAUAACAUAAAGAAAUAACAGCACAGCUUAUAACGCGAGCCUUGAUAUCGCGGCCUUUGGCUCUCAACAUCUUUUGUACAUGCUGAUAUUUAUAAUGAAUCACAAUGAGAUAAUGAGCGAUUUCCUGUUUAAAAUAAAAGCUUAUUGUUCCUUAGAUAUGUAAAAGCACAUGUAUCUACGAAAGUUA
Pogonomyrmex barbatus (red harvester ant) is the source of this 2021-nucleotide messenger RNA. It is a transcript of the gene CCT7, whose product is annotated as chaperonin containing TCP1 subunit 7. NCBI's taxonomy places the organism in Eukaryota, Metazoa, Arthropoda, Insecta, Hymenoptera, Formicidae. Gene Ontology annotation, biological process: protein folding. Gene Ontology annotation, molecular function: ATP binding; ATP hydrolysis activity; ATP-dependent protein folding chaperone. The record is from RefSeq and is a predicted model, not a curated record.